Messenger RNA from Drosophila serrata, 1630 nucleotides. RefSeq lists its product as uncharacterized. Lineage: Eukaryota; Metazoa; Arthropoda; Insecta; Diptera; Drosophilidae. The record is from RefSeq and is a predicted model, not a curated record.
AAACUCUAAAGAGGAUACUUUCUGUUAAAAAUAAGCUACAAAAUCUAAUGUAUUAGUAUUUAAACUCAAUGCCAGACAUUCAAAUUGUUGACAAGAAUCAUAUAUACAUUUUUCGUUCCGCCUCAAAUAAAAUUUCUUAUACAACAUGUGGGAGCAGCUGGAGAGAUAUCGCAAUCAUUUUUUACAACGUGAACUCAAGGAUUCGCUAACGCCCAGCUUGAUUAACAAUCAGCAGAGAAAGGAGUGGACUGAGAACUUGGAGAAGCGAGAUCAAUGCAAAUGCUUCCCCAAUCGCGAUUCGGCAGCCUCCACAUACUUUGACGAUCGGGCUCAGUUGGCCUAUGGCUGGUUUGCUCUGCCCAAAUUGAUGAAGGAAUUGAACAGCGAUGUUCGCCUAACCCACUGGAAGGCCAUUGUCUCCUUGACGGAAUUUCUUUUGAAUCCAUUGAAUGCACAGGAUGCUAUCACCCAACAUGAUAUCGUUAGAAAGUUAAAAAAUGCCUUUAUGCGUUGGAGAUUGAAGCAUCACAAGGAAGAAUAUAGGGAGGGAGAGAUGUACCUCAAGAUUUAUAAUAUUCUCUCACGUAAUUUUAAUGGUGCCGAGAAUAUUGCCAAUCGCAAGUGUCUUCGGGUGGAGUUUUAUAAGAUUAUUAAGGACAAAGAAGUCUUGAAGGAUGAGUUGGCUUCGGAGAUCCUGAGCAAUUUGACGGGCAAACCAAAGGUUCUGGGAAUUAUCUUAGAGGAUCCAGAGAACUUUGCCGCUUUGGCGGACAUCUUUAAACAGGAUCCCUGUCGACCGCACUAUCCCAUACAUUUGUGGCAUCACCUGUGCCACCUUCUCGAAGUGGCACCCGAGCAGGGAUUGGAAUUGGGCUUCUUUGAGCUCCUCCACUUGAGGAUCCUUAAACGAUUGCCCGACUUCCGGGACAUGGAUAGCAAGGCGUUCGCUUUGCUCCUCCGCUGUGCUGAAGGCCAGAGGCGUUUCGAUGCCGUCGAUGGGGUGAAGCUCCUGCACGACAUCUUUGCCACGAUGGACGGAAAGCCAAGGAAAUUGCUGCCUCUGCAGAACUGGGAGUAUCUGGUUCUGGCCCUGGUCAAUGGACUGCACAGCAAGAAGGCUUUGUGGCGGAGUCGGGAGUUCACUAUGUUGCCCUGCUAUGUGGGUCGCAUCUUGCAGACGACAGAGACCAAUCCCCGCCUGCAGUUGCACUGCCUGAAGGCACUCCGGGAGCUGGGCAUGAUGCCGUGCAUCAAGCGUUAUAUUAUUGCCAACUGGCUGGAGGAUAUCUGCAAGCUAUUUUGCCUGGAUGCGGAGGCGGAGUGUGCCAGGGAUUCGUUGGUCGACUGGCUACGCCGCGAUAUUGCCGACAGUAGUAGUUAAUUUCUUUCCUGUGUUUUGCUUUCAUUUCAAGAGAGAACAUAGAAUUUCCCCGUCUCUAAACUGUUUAGAUAAAUUCAAGCUACCCCUGAGCACUAACUUUUGGUCCCAAAGAGAGUCCUUUUAUGGAAAAGGGGAUGCUUUUGGGACACACACACAGAAAAAGAGCGAGGAAGAGCUUUUCAGAGAGCAGCUACUGCCAGCUGUUUUGUCUUCUGCUUUAAAAUAAAAUAAAUUGUGGUUAAUAUUUAA